AUGGCGGACCCGCUGUCGUGCCUUCUUUCCGGUCAAGGCGAGCAGGCCCCUCUCACUCUUCCUGAGAGCCUUCCUUCUUCUCCCGCGGUAUGUGACGACGAGGCUCUCUCGCACUCAGCCCGCCAGAAAACGCAAGCGGCGCCGCUUUCUUCUGCAAGUUUUUUUCACCAUGGCGCCGGACCCCUCCGAGGCGCUCCGCUUCCCUGCGCAGCGGCCGCUCUCCCAGGGGUCAACCCAGCAGCCGACGCGUCGCGCAUAAAUUUGUCGUGCUUUCAGCAGCAUGCAGCAACCCAAGGUCCAGUUCCGCCUUUCAGCCUGAGGUCACCGACAUCUGAACGGUCAUCUGUGGCGCCAACGCAGUUAACGCAGGCCUCGGUGUCCCCCAAGUGCGCGGAAAACAGCUACGGCGCUCUCCAGCAAGACUUGCGGCGCCCCCCAGGGCCCGCAAGUCUUGCCGGAGAGUCAGAUCCGCAGCGGGGUCUGCAGUCCGACCAGGCGGACCCCCGUUCUGCGUUCCUCUGCCCUGGCCAACUGCUUCCCAGCCAGGGAAGCCCACACCUUCUCGAGCAGGCAGCGGCUUUCUUUCUGGCGCACACUCCCCGGGGCACUCCAGUCCAACAGAAUGUCCUGCGGCUCCUGAGUCAGCCGCAGUCUCCGCACAGUGUCGAAGGCGCGGCGGACAACGCCGCAGGCACUGCUGUCGCCGCCGCAGGCACUGCCGGCGGGGGCGCCGCGUGCCCCGCCCUCCUCAGCGGGGCUGGCCUUGUGCACGCCGCAGGAACGGGGCUGCCCGACGGCCGAGACACUCACCAACUGCCCGCCUUGCAGCGCCUUUCACAUGCGGCUGCGUUGCCUGUGGCGACUCCAUCGCUGAGCCCUUUCGCUGGUCCCCCAGUGAGUGCUCCCCCCGCCUCUUCCUCCCAAGCCCGCACCGUCGCCGGGGGACCCGCGGGGCCUGCAGUCGAGGGAGGAGGCGCCGGGAGCCGAGGGAAGCGAUCUCUCGCUCUGCAGACACCAGCGCCAGGCGCCUCCGGAGGCGCCCCGUCAGGGCCGCUUCGCACAUCGGCGGCGCUUGCCACGAACUCCGGUGUCGGUCAGCCAAUCAGUUCGUCGUCGCUUCCUCAGGCGAUGGUCACGUCUGCGUCGCUCCUGCCGGCCGAUGCGCGUGCAUCGGAGGCCCUUGCCGCCGGGGUCGCUGCGCCGCGAAGCGCAGCCCCUUCUCAUCCCACGUCGCAGUUGGCCUCGCCUUUGCCAGCGCACUGGGGGCUUCCUCCGUCCUCUGUGAAGGCUCCCUCGGUGCCGCCAAACCCGCGCCACGCAGGCGCGGCCCCCCUGGCCCUGCCGGCCUCAAACCGAGGCGUGAGUGGCGCGUACGACGAGGGGGGCGUCGCAGGGCGGACGGCUCCUUCGUCUGCGCAGGCCGCCAGCGCCACAGCCCCGCCGCCGCGGAUGCCCGGGAAGGACGGCUCCAAACUCGUCUCCGCGUCGCUGACUAGCGUCGCCGUGUCUGCCGCUGCCUCCACAGCUCCGCCGCGAUUCCCUACGGAGCUGCCAGCGCCUGGCGCUGCGGCAAACUCCCCGUCGCCCCUCCCCGAUACGCCCGGCUUUGUGGCUCCUUCCGCCGCGACAGCCGCCCUGGCAGCUUCGCCUGCAGGCCGUCAAGCCGUCCCGACACCCGCGGCGCCGCCAGCUCCCGCGGCCUCGCCGGUGGUCGCCGCGAAGAGGAAACUCCUGCCGCCGACAGGCCAGCCCGUCGCGAACGCCGUCGCGCCGGGCCCGCUCGCGCCCGCGUCUGCUGCGGCUGCUGCAGCAGCUGCACAGCGGCCCGCGGCGGGGGCCGGGUCUGCUGUCGGGGUCGCGCCCAAACCCAGCGCUUCCCCGCUCGAGGCGGGACCACAGGGCGGGAUGGCUGGCGCAGCCGCUGUGCCCUCUGCGCUGGCCUCUCCCCUCGCCGCAGGCGGGCCUGGGCAGACGCUGCGCUGUCAGGGCGCGCGUCGCUCCGCAGGCGCCGCUGACGCGCCUGCGGCAGCGAAGAAGGAAACGGGAGCAGCCGCCGGCGGGUCGGCUGCCGCCGCGAGACCUUCUCCGGCGGCGAACACUCCACACGGCUUGAAGGGCCUGCUCAGUCGCAGCAAAUGCUCUUCUCCCCAGGUCGUCCUGUCGGCGACGCCCUCCCCGCCAGGAACGCCUACGCACCGCGCCCAGCCGCGGUCAGGGGCCUCGACUGGCGGCCGCGCGCGCUCGCGGUCGAACUCUGCGGGCGGGGGGCAGUCCUCAGCCGCGGUGCUCACAGCAGCCGCCAGCCGUCUCGCUCACCUCUCGGGGCGGGCGUCGCCUACCGGCUCCACAGUUCCAGGGAUCGUUCCAUCCCGUCUGCCUUCACCGUCGUCGGCUGUGACGGCCCUGGGCCCGCUGCUCACGGCGGCGGGCGGCGCGGGAGGGCCCCUGGGCGUGGGCGGCGCGCCGCUGUUCGGGCGCGGGCUUGGAGCCCAAGCGCCGCCGAACGACGCCGCCUCCCGGGCAGCGGCUGUCGUGGCAGAGGCCGCCGCUGCCGCAGCAGCAGGGUAUUCUUCCCUGGCGGCCGCGACGUCUUCGGGCCUCUCGCCUUGUGCCUCUUUGAAAGUCUCGUCGCUCGGGCGCGCAAACGCGGCCCCGUCGCCGCGCGCGCGCAGCCAGCAGUCCGCCGACUCGCCAGCUGCUGGCGGCUUGGGCGGGUCGCGAAAGGCGGCCAGCGCCAGGGCUCUAGCGACAGUUUCGGGGAGCAGCGCUGCGUCUCAGGAGUCGCAUCGAGAGGCGCCCUGCGGCGGCGCAGCCAAGACGCCCGUGGUCGACGCCGAGGCCAAGGCGAAGGAGACCAGCAAGUCGCCGAAGGAAGCGGAGGGCGCUGGGGUGGCAGGGCAGGGAGAGCAGGCGGACAAGGGCCGUGGAGCCCCCGAGGCCGCGGCCAGCGCCCAGCGGAAGCCAGAGGAGGGCAAAGGGGGCGAGGCCGAAACCACCAAGCCUGAACGGGAGAAGGAUCCGGACCGACUUCGGAUCUUGUCUGCGUUGUUUCCCCCCCUAGAGGGGUCGAAAACCGUCCUCGAACAAGAUGGGAAGACGACGCGCGCCGCCUCGCGCUCAGGCUCGCCCUCCUCCACCUCUGCAGACGCGACGCCUUCUCGCGCGCCGCGUCUGUCUUCGCCGUCUUCCGAGGAGCUGGAAGACGCGGAGGGCCUGAAGGCUCUGUUGGCAGACGACUUGGAGAUCGCCAAGGUGCCUCUUUUCCUCGACGACAACCCGAACGGCGACGGCUGGUUUGUGGUUGCCAGCUCGGCUCCUGCGUGUGUAGCGAAGAAAAAGCUUCUGCGCGAGAAGGUGCGGGCGCAUUUGGCGCCCCAGUUGGAGGCGGCCACGGGGCAGCGCCACAUGCCUGUCUCUCCGCCUGAACAGAUGAGCCACUCAGGAGGAGCGGUUCACGGCGGGGGAAGCGCGGCCGACGACGGGGCGAGCGCCGACAGGCGGUCAGGCCUCACGUCGCCGCGGCGCGCAGCGUCUACGUCGGGCGCGCACUCGCCUUCGGGUUCAGCUGCUCUCGAGGGCGGCGUGGACCGCGCACCCGAGCUCUCGCGACAGACGUCGGGGGAGGAUAGCGGCAGUCUGGGGCGACGAGGCAGCCACGACGCGCGACGCGGUGGCAGCAAGCGAGACGUGGAGAGCUCGGGCGACGGCGACAGCAGCGCGUCGCCGCGCAAGAGACACAGAACUGGCGAGGGCAUCGACUUCAACGCUGCUGCACACAGGGCUGCAUUGCCGCCGGAAGACAUGCUCUACACGCUGCCUCGGCUGUCCGCUGCUGAGCAGCGACGCGUGCGUGAACUCGAGCUGCCGGUACUCUCCAGAGAACGCAGACUAAAAGUCACAGAGCAUCUCUGCGCCUCCGCGCGGAGUCUCUUUCAGUGCGUCAAAGAGAUGCAACUCCUCGACGCGCUGCCUCGCACGAUUGCCGCGGCGCCGGACGCGCCUCCCAACGGUUUGACCGACAGCCGGAGCGCGACUCUGGAGGCUUUGAGGAAAGCGAUGCUAGACCUUCCGCCGUCAGCAGUUUGGGCGGGCCUCGCCGCCCCGAGUCCGCUCUUGUCUCGUUCCUCGUUGUCGCCAACGCAGCCUCCGCACUUUUCUUCGUUCGCCUGCGGCUCGAAGGGAGGCACCGGCUCCUGUCCUAGCGAGCGCGCGUGGCUGCAAGCCGAGCGCGGAGCAGAGAGGCUCGACGUUUUCUUUCGCUUGGCGAACAGCGAGGCCUCGCUGCCAUUGGAGGCUCUCCCCCGGGGAGCCGCUUCAGGUCGCGCAACUCCCUCUGCGGACAGCUCGCACGCUCCUUCUCCUGCUUCCUCGCCCUCGCGAAGAACCUCAGGUGCCCAGGGGGCAGCGGCUUGUUCGGCUUUUCCUGCGGCUGCGGCGGGCGCCUCGGAUGCCUUCCGGCGGUCCUCCGCUCCGAAAUGCAGUCCCUCUUCUCCCUCGGCGUGCGCGCGCAUUGCGGCCGAGUCCAAGAGAGAAGAAGACGCUCGACUAUUGCAAGAGGCAGAAGACAUGUAUCUGUGGUCGUCGGAGUCUGAAGACGAAGAGGCGGAUGAUGCGCUCUGCGCAUUUCCCUUCGGACCUGGGGACCCUUACUCCGUUUUAUAUUCGAGUCCGGGCGACCAGGCGUCUGCCAUUGAUAUCUUUCCAGGGCUUUCGUUUCCGCCGUCGACCAUCUCAACUCCGGGCGCCUCCGCAGCUCCGAUUUCGGCGCGGCCUCCGUCCGGCUCCGGAGACCCGUGGCGCCUCGCAGGCGCGACCGCGCCCGCCUCCUCGCCACUUCCAUCCUUUUCGCCUCCACAGACGCUGCCUGAGGCCUUCCAGGAGCAGCGCGCCGCACUGCCUUGGCGUGCGCCGCCGGACCUGGACGAGGAACAGCUCGCUGUGUGGCUCCGGGGGGCGCUGAGAGAUCAGAAGAAACGCGAGACUGAGUUUCGAAACCUGCGUCUCUUCCAACUCGAGCGGACGUCCGCCGGAGGCGCGAGGCCUGCUUCUGGCGACAGCACCCGCCGCGAGGAGGAGAGCGGACGCGGGCCGCUCAGGGCGAACCACGAGAUCGCCGGCGUGCGGCUGGUUUCUCUGACAGAGGCGGAGGAAGCUGAAUUGGAGUGGCUUCGAGAGGAGAGGAGGCGGCAGUGGGAUCGCCUGGAGCGCACGAGACAACACCUGGGGCACAUUAUCAGCGAGGAAGAUUCAAAGGAACAAAUGAAGAUCCAGGCGCGCCUGAGGCGCCUCAGCGAGAAGCUGGCUAGCAGAGAGCGACGGCGAACAGAGGACGCUCGGCGUCUUCGAGAGCUGCGCGAGGUCGAGUUGAAAAAACGGGAAGAAAGGGCCGUGCAGCGUGCGCAGGAAGCCAGUGAGCGCAGCGCCAUGGGCAUCGAGGACGAACGCGCGACCCAGGCCGGGCAGCGGGAGCGCGAAAACAAAGCGCAGAGGAAGAAGGAAAACGAGAAAGCACACUCGAACUUAACCAUACUGCGUGAGUCCUGUCGAAGCGAUGCAGAAAGACCCCAGAGAGGAGAGCAGGACCGACCGCAGCCGAGCUCCGCUGACGGCCAGAGCUCUCCUCUCGAAGCGCCAGCAAGCUCAGUUCAGCCCCUGCCCUCCAAUUCCCCGUCGAUCCCGUCCCCACAGCCCCUGCCGUCGGCUUCGGCGGCCGCCUCAGGCCCAACCAGCGCCGACGACGCCGCGUCUUCCGUGCCCCUGCAUGCAGGAGCGAGCCGUUCCGAGCCCGGCGCAGACGCUGUGGGUCGCCAACGCGCGUGUCCCUCUGUGCCGGUGGCGUCCCGGCCGACACAGGCGUACGGCGAGGCCACGAGCCGUGCGCCGACAGACACGCAGGCGAAGGAGACGCCGGAUGGGGGCCGGAGGACUGAGGGAACCGCUCUCCAAGCACGCCAAACAGCGGCGAGGGAAGCGGCGCCCACAAGCGGUGAGGGAGGUGCAACUACCGUCCCCUGCGCUGCCAGCGGCCCUGACGCGCCCGGAUCCGUCGAGGCUGGAACGAAUCGGCCGACGCAGGGAGAGAGUGCGCCGGCGCCGCAGACACUCCACGCAGGGGAGAGGUUCGCUGGGCACGCGCACGCCUUUGCCACGAACGAAAGACGGAACGAACAAAUCGGAGUUUUCCUGUCGAACCCAGACGGCGCGGAGGUGCCCCGCGAGAGGCCUAGCUCAUCGAGUUUCGCGCCAGUGCUUCACACGGCCGGCGCGUGCAGUCAGGGGGCUGCGCUUGAGCCCACAGCGUGCCCCCCCGGCGUGUCGGGAGAGGCGACGCAUUCUCAGGAAUCCGGGACCGCGCACUCUGCAGGCAACCCUCAAUGGGGCACGAGCGUGAAGAACGCCUUUGCUGCAACGGGACCUACGCAGGUGCCUCGCGCCCUCGUCGGAGCCUCAGCGGGCCUGGUGGCGUAUGCUGGAGGCAGCAGAAGCGGUCAAACCCAGGGCGCGACAUCACCCUCCGGCGCCGCGGGGCCGUCUUCACAAGGAGGGGCGAAAACCCAAGGCGAUUGCGGAGCAGGCAAGCUGGCAGAUCCGGCAAGUUCCAGUUUUCAGGCUUUUGGAGCGCCCUCGCGUGUGCACGAGCUCCGCCAGCCACACGGCAGCGAGGCGAGUGAGCACGUCGACCACGGCCAGGCUCAUGACCUGCUGCAUUUCUCCCAACUUCCCAAAGCUGGAGCGCCGCCGGCAGGACGAGACAUGGCUGAGACGCAGGUCCCAGUCGCGGCGGCCCACGCCGGAUAUCCGCCGAUUUCCCUGUCCCAGCCAUGGCCGCCGGCCGUGCAGCAGCCGCAUCCGCCGGCGUUCGCGCAGCUCUCUGCGCAGAGUCAGCCAACACACCCUAACCUCCAGACUCUCGAGCAGCCGAGACAGGUGCUGCAACAGCAGCUGCAGCAGCUUCCGCAGAACGGUAUAGCCUGA
This is a messenger RNA of Besnoitia besnoiti, 6975 nucleotides long. RefSeq lists its product as uncharacterized. Lineage: Eukaryota; Apicomplexa; Conoidasida; Eucoccidiorida; Sarcocystidae. The record is from RefSeq and is a predicted model, not a curated record. The transcript is spliced from 6 exons. The coding region runs from base 1 to 6975 and encodes 2324 amino acids.